AUAGAGCCGGUAAAGUGCUGUUGAAUGCUGUUGCCGUGACUAACGUGUUGGCCUAUUCUGAAAUUUACCAUCAAUACACGUGUCACUGCAUUCAAUAUCGCUUGACGUAUAUGAUAUAGCUACAUUUCAUUGGUUAAUUAGACCUCGUAUUAAACAAUGGACUGGAUAAGAUAAAAAGGAAGCGGCCUCGGAUGUCACAAUAAAGUCAUCAUUUUAUAGUACUGAACACUGCGUUCGACAACGUUAUUAAUUAUACACAGAAGCUGUAGUUGUUUGGAAAGACAAAGCCAUAUACUCUCCAUCAUGCGUCCGUUUGUUUUGCUGUUCGGCAUUGCAAUCGCAGUGUUCCUCCUGACUGAUAUCUGCACUGCAUUACCGGAACCAAUGGAGCACCCAGACUUCUGCAAGGGUAUGCGACCCCCGGCCUGUCCCAGAAAUCUGGACCCACAAUGCACCAGCGAUGGGAAGCAGUAUGCCAACAAGUGCAUACUGUGCGGAGCGAUCCUGAGCGGCGAACAACCCGAAGAUGUCUCAUUUGAGCCAUGCGAGUAGCCGAUGGGCCUAAGUUUAACACCAGAGGGCGCUUUUUUUCUUGUUACGAUUUAUAAUCAGAAACGUCACAACCGCUGAGCCGUAUCGGGGGGAGUAGGCGAUUUAAAACGCCUACACCCGUCUUCUGGUUUCGUUGUUAACAUUGGGUUCUUGGAAGGGACGAUAUCGAAAAAAAAAAAUUUAAAUCAGUUAAAAAUAUUCGCUUUGCGCUCUUCAACAGGACUUGUUCUCUCAUAGAUCAAAAACGGAUACAGGUUUUUCAAAAAGGGAGUCGGCUGGGACUUUCAAGUCAAAGUUUUUUUAAAGGGGUGGUUGGAUGAGGUUUUGCAGUCAACGUAUAUAUAAAAAUAUGCCUGAUGCACUGAAUCAAGAUUGACAACAUUGAGUGACAAUGUUUUCCAACGUAAUAACAUUGGUCAUGUGACACAAUUUAAAAUGUCUGUAGUAAGUGCUAGCCCGUUAGACUUUGGUCAAUGUAUCAUUGCUACAUUUUCAACAAAGCCCUGGUAAUUCAUUCUCGUUAUGGUUUACAUUGGUUCCUUCAUUAAGUUCAUGCAUUUCAUAUUUCUCUAUUGCUAUUGUCUGUGUAACAUGUUACAUUUGGGGUUUUUUUCUACUGUGUUGGUUGUUGAGCUCGGGUCCUAUCCUUUGAUAUACCCAAUCUACAAAUAACUUACUUUAGGGGGCCAAUAUACUCGACAAGCUGUACUUUUUAUGGACCCCAUCCAUAUUUGUCUUUCAAAUUAUAAUUUAUUUCCAUUGCAUUAUGUAUACUCUUAUCCAUACUUUCUGUAUAUAUUGUUCACAUUCUUGUUUGGAAUUGGAAACAAAGUGAAGUUAAUACUUGAACGUUGCUGAGAGCUUAAAGCUGUUGCUCGUCACGUAUGAAGUCGAUUCUGGAACAGUCGAACCCUAAGAAAUUAAUUACCUAAAAGAUCUAAAAGACACCAAAAUCAAUCCACGAGGUGUACCAGGUGGGGUUCGAACCAGCUUAGGAAGCUGAGGGUGCAUGCCGUGCGUCCCCGAGAGCUUAAAAACCCAUACGAGUCCCGUUUGACAGCAGUCAACAAUGUGCUUAUGGGCAUGUCUAAACGCUUUACCCAUUAUUUUUUACAGUGUAGAGCUGUGGCUCCAAGUUCGGACAAUUGUGCACGAUAGGGUGAACAAAACAAGAAAGAAGAAUUAUUAUUAAUAACAUCAUCACUGCAAUGUUCAUUUUUUUCUGCUUUAUCAUUACAACUAAUAUUUCUGAGGUACCUGUUCCAUUAUUUUUUUUUAUUAGCCCAAAAAACCACGUUUAUGUGAAAUAUUACUCAAAUUUCAGUGAAAAAUUCAUUGAAAACUGAAGAACCUUGUUUACAACUUGUCAUAAUAACAAGUGUUGUUGAGUAAUAACAGAAAAGGACUAAUCAUUAA
Molecule: messenger RNA, 1968 nt
Organism: Patiria miniata (bat star)
Lineage: Eukaryota; Metazoa; Echinodermata; Asteroidea; Valvatida; Asterinidae
Product: ovomucoid-like
Exons: 3
Coding region: 304-552 (82 amino acids)
Molecular function (GO): protein binding
Source: RefSeq, a predicted model, not a curated record